This is a messenger RNA of Letharia columbiana, 1170 nucleotides long. RefSeq lists its product as uncharacterized. The transcript has 3 exons. The record is from RefSeq and is a predicted model, not a curated record. The coding region runs from base 1 to 1170 and encodes 389 amino acids. Gene Ontology annotation, molecular function: ATP binding; ATP hydrolysis activity. Lineage: Eukaryota; Fungi; Ascomycota; Lecanoromycetes; Lecanorales; Parmeliaceae. Gene Ontology annotation, cellular component: mitochondrial outer membrane.
AUGCCAGAGCGGACUCUGGGCGUGGUACAAGACUUGGUCCUCAUAUCAGCCGCUAGCUUCUCGAUAUACUACCUUGUGAAUCACUUCCUCUCACGGCUUGAUACUGAAGGCAAGGAGCAAACAAGUCGCAAGUUAGCAGCUGCAGCCAUCUUGCGCCGGCUCGACCCCCAAGAGAAAGAUGGAGAAAGCAACGAGAAGGGCAGAAGGUCAAGAAAGGAGGAUCUGGUACUCACGCAAUACGAACAGAUGAUUGCCAUGGAUGUCGUCGCGCCAGAGGAUAUACCGGUCACCUUUGAAGACAUUGGAGGACUCGGUGAUAUUAUCGAAGAGCUCAAAGAGUCUGUCAUCUACCCUCUCACCAUGCCCCAGCUUUACGCACAUACCUCAUCGUUACUGUCCGCACCUUCUGGCGUGCUCCUCUACGGACCUCCAGGCUGCGGCAAGACCAUGAUGGCGAAAGCGUUGGCUCAUGAGAGUGGUGCAACCUUUAUCAACUUACACAUAUCAACCUUGACUGAAAAAUGGUACGGCGACUCCAAUAAACUGGUCAGCGCAGUUUUCUCUUUGGCACGGAAACUGGAGCCUAGCAUAGUCUUCAUUGACGAAAUAGAUGCAGUGCUUGGCAAUAGGAGAUCUGGAGAACAUGAGGCCAGCGGAAUGGUGAAGGCAGAGUUUAUGACCCAUUGGGAUGGCUUGACAUCAGCGAAUACCUCUGGUGAGCCUCAAAGGAUACUUAUCCUUGGUGCUACCAACCGUAUGCAAGACAUCGACGACGCCAUCCUGAGGCGGAUGCCUAAGAAGUUUGCGGUCUCCCUGCCUUCAGCCCCGCAACGACUACGAAUAUUAGGCCUCAUAUUGAAGGACACGAGGAUCGACAAAGACCACUUUGAUCUUGAAUACCUGGUACGAGUCAUGGCAGGAAUGUCAGGUAGUGACAUUAAAGAAGCCUGUCGCGACGCUGCUAUGGUUCCCGUGAAAGAAUUUAUCAGGCAGAAACGUGCCUCUGGGGCGCCAAUGGAUGCCGUCGACCCUCGCGAAGUCCGAGGUUUGAGAACGGCGGAUUUCUUUGGUUCUGCAGGUGGCGUUCAGGUCUUACAAAGGCCGUCAAAACAGAAAGUGCUUACUGACUCGGAGACAUCCGAGGCGAAUACUGAUGAAGAGACAGAUUAG